UUCAAUUGAGUUUGGUUGGUCAGUUAGUGGCUUGCCAUCAAACUGUAUUGAAGACGUUUUGCCGAAAGAAGUUAUACCGUAUGAAAAUCAACAUGAAUAUCACAUCCGCCGCUGGUAUCAUUUCCCUCCUUGAGGAGCCAAUGCCAGAAUUAAAAGUCUUUGCUUUGAAAAAGCUGGACAUGAUAGUCGACGAGUUUUGGCCUGAGAUCUCUGAAGCUAUAGAGAAAAUUGAAAUUCUUCAUGAAGAUAAGUCAUUUCCACAACAUGAUUUAGCUGCAUUAGUUGCUAGUAAAGUGUAUUAUCAUUUAGGAAGUUUCGAAGAUUCUCUUACUUAUGCUCUUGGAGCAGGAGAAUUAUUUGAUGUCAACGCUCGCAAUGAAUAUGUUGACACAACUAUAGCUAAAUGUAUUGAUUUUUACACUCAACAACGUGUAUUGGAAGCAGAAGGAAAGUUGCCACCAGGUAGCAAAGGAAUCGAUCCAAGGUUGGAAGGAAUUGUGAAUAGAAUGUUCCAGCGUUGUUUAGAUGAUAAUCAGUAUCGCCAAGCAUUAGGACUUGCUCUUGAAACUAGAAGAAUGGAUAUAUUUGAAGCUGCCAUUAUGCAGUCGGAAGAUGUAAGUAGCAUGUUGUCUUAUGCCUUCCAAGUUGUCAUGAGCCUUAUUCAGAACCGUGGUUUCCGCAACACUGUACUUCGUUGCUUAGUGAGCCUUUACCGGAAUCUGGGAACCCCUGAUUAUGUUAAUAUGUGUCAGUGUUUGAUAUUCCUGGAUGAUCCAUUAGCCGUAGCCGAACUUUUAGAUAGGUUAAGCAAAGGCUCGCAAGAUUGUGUUCUUAUGGCCUAUCAAAUCGCGUUUGACUUGUACGAAUCAGCGACUCAACAGUUCCUUGGUCGUGUCUUACAAGCCCUUAGAGCAACAGCUCCGAUUCCAGGAGCUCUUAUCGUUAAACCCAUCGUUAAACCAGCUGUAAAAGCAUCCACCAAUGAAAAUUCCGAAUCUUCUAAGACUGCUGAACCCGAAAACAGUACACCGGCACCAGAAGAAAAAUCUCAGCGUAGCGUCGAAAGUUUGAACGCGGAAGAGCGCGAGCAACAAGAAAGAGUAGACGCUCUGUCGAGUAUAUUAGGCGGAGAAAUUUCUAUCGACUUACAUUUGCAAUUUUUAAUUCGAAGCAAUCAUACCGACAUGUUAAUAUUGAAAAAUACUAAAGACGCAAUACGCGUCUCCAUUUGUCAUACUGCCACUGUAAUCGCGAAUGCGUACAUGCAUUCUGGAACUACUAGCGAUCAAUUUUUAAGAGACAAUCUAGAGUGGUUAGCUCGUGCUACGAACUGGGCGAAGUUAACUGCCACCGCAUCUCUAGGAGUAAUACACAGAGGUCACGAACAGGAAGCUCUAGCUUUGAUGCAAUCGUAUCUUCCGCGGGAUACAGGCGCGGGUGCUGGCUACUCCGAAGGAGGCGGUUUAUACGCGUUAGGUCUUAUCCACGCUAACCACGGUGCAGCAAUCACAGAUUAUUUACUUGGACAAUUAAAGGAUGCACAGAACGAGAUGGUGAGGCAUGGAGGUUGUUUGGGUCUGGGAUUAGCUGCUAUGGGGUCACACAGACAGGACGUGUAUGAACAGUUAAAAUUCAACCUUUAUCAAGACGACGCUAUUACCGGCGAAGCAGCGGGCAUUGCUAUGGGCAUGGUUAUGCUAGGAUCCAAAUCAACUCAAGCGAUAGAAGACAUGGUAGCGUAUGCUCAAGAAACGCAGCACGAGAAAAUCCUUCGAGGGUUGGCGGUUGGUAUUGCGUUUACCAUGUAUGGUCGCCUGGAGGAAGCGGAUCCUUUGGUCACUUCCCUUUGCGCCGAUAAGGAUCCGAUACUUCGUAGGAGUGGCAUGUACACCCUCGCCAUGGCCUAUUGUGGAACCGGAAACAACCAGGCCAUCCGGAAGUUGCUACACGUUGCUGUCUCCGAUGUUAACGACGACGUCCGACGAGCUGCAGUGACCGGUCUAGGAUUCCUGCUGUUCAGGUGAGUACUCGCAGAGAAUACUUAAAGCCCGUGGG
Molecule: messenger RNA, 2055 nt
Organism: Megachile rotundata (alfalfa leafcutting bee)
Lineage: Eukaryota; Metazoa; Arthropoda; Insecta; Hymenoptera; Megachilidae
Gene: Rpn2
Product: Regulatory particle non-ATPase 2
Biological process (GO): regulation of protein catabolic process; proteasome-mediated ubiquitin-dependent protein catabolic process
Cellular component (GO): nucleus; proteasome storage granule; proteasome complex
Molecular function (GO): enzyme regulator activity
Source: RefSeq, a predicted model, not a curated record